UCCAAAGGUAUCUCAACUGAAACCCUUCUCCAAAUACAGGAAAGCAUUCAAAAACAACAAGAAUCAAAAGGGCGGAUGUAUAAGUCAAGAGCCGUAGUUCGGAGGUUGAGCCAGCAGAAAGAAGAACUUGUACAGUUAGCAAAAACUAUACAUCAUGGCAGCAAGCAGGAUUUUCUCUCUGCACUUGCACACUCAGUGACUACAUCUACAUGUAGCUCUUCAAAUUCACUGAUACAAGAUGAAGACUGGGAUGGCUCACUUACACCGCAGGACAUUUUAGCCGUAGCAAAGAAAGCACAUGAUCCUCAAAAACGAAUGACUGUUUAUGAUACAAUCAUUGUGGAGUCUGCACCUUAUCACUACCACUUGAGUACGUCUGACGUGUUAGACAUUCAGGACACUACUAGUGCGACAGAAAUUGUACGUGCAUUGAGGAGAAAGUUACCAGGAUUUUUGGAUUCUGAAAGAAAGGUGAAUGGAGUCAAAGCCAAGUACAUGAAAGAAUUUGAAAUUCUUUGGAAACCUGAAAGGACUCAUUCUGGAUGGCAAAUUAAUCCUCAACGAUUGCGAGAAACUUUGCAGUAUCUGUACUGGUGGCUACCUGAAAGUGAAUGGUGGAAAAUUUAUGGCGAUGGACGAAAUUUUGGUGGCAAAGACUCUGUUGCUCUGACACUUAACACUGUUAAUGAUGAGGCUAUGUUUAAUGGUGUAGCAUACCACAGUCCUGAGGAGUAUUGGCCAAUCACCAUCUUUUAUGGGAAAGACACAAGACUGAAUCUUGAACUAAACCUAGGAGAUCCACACAAAGAAGGAAGUUUAAAUAAGUGGAUUCAAACAAUGCAGGAGAAUCGACACAAAAUCUACCUGUCUUCUGAUUCCAAGUUUUCUGACAAUAUAUUAGGUGGUGGUUUGGACCCAACAAGUGAUGAUUCAUUUACUAUGUACAACUAUGAAACAAAACAAACCAGAAGUGAGGUGGGCUUCCAGACAGGUUUGCGUUCCGAACUAUGCAGAAGAAUUGAAAGAGAGCACCCUGAAUCUCUACUGCCAUCACUUCCAACAACACACUACAUUCCUGAUGGCAAUCACUGUUUCUGCCGAUUAACAGAGCAUAUGGUUUUUGACCGCUGCAUGUCAUGCUUGAACCUGGAAAGUCAACCAAGUAUGGGGCCAGCUGUAAAAGACCAAACACUGGGGCACUUUCUUUCAAAUAUCAAUGCCAGAGGAGUUAGAAAUGGCACAUUCCAGUUACAUUUUGAGGGGAAGAAGUUAGAGCAAGUCACUCUCAAUGUUAAUCAUGCAGAGACAAUUUCAGCUCCCGCCAGUCACUUUUCUGACAAUCAGUAUUCACACAUUCUGGAAAAUGUUGCCAGCAAGGAGGUCCAGUUUGAUUUGCCAGGAAAGCUUAGAGAACAUCUCAACUGGCCUACUCCCCAAAUUUCAGAGUACGACUUGGAAACAAUGAUUUGGAGGGUGCACUGGGAGAUGCAUGAACUUGAACGGUUGGAUGAAGAUCCAAGAAAAUAUGUAAACAGAUUGAAGCCAGGCAUUCCGCAUGGAUCUUCUGACCCUAAAGACUACAGAUUUGGGCUUACAGAAGAAGAAAUACAGAAAUAUGAGGAACUAGCUGAUCUGCAUCAUGCUUUGACAUUGUUAAGAUAUGGUUCCUCAAAGCUUUAUCCAUACCUAAUGAAACGUGUAGAUGUAUUCCCUCAGAUGCUCAGAGAGUUGCCUUUUCAUUCGUUGUUCCGGGGUGGUACUGAAGGCAGUGAGCGAACACAUUACUUGCACCAAUGCUUGUAUUUUGGACACUCUGCCAGAGGCGGAGGGUGGAAGUGCCAAGAUCCGAUUAUUACUCUGUUCAGGUGGUACUACAGGUUCUUUCGAAGACGUCUAGCUAAGUGCCCGGCUACUGUCCAAGAAGCUUUCAAUCAGUAUGUAAAAGAGAAGUUUGAGGAAGCUGGGCUGGAUCACACUGAAGAAAUGAGUACCGCUGAUAAUCAACCACCCUUUUCCGACCAAAACAGUCAACUUGUCGAACCGAAUUCUGUUUCAGAGCAAAUAGAUUGUUCUUCACAGCCGCCAUCUUCUUCUUCUUCUGUCCAGUCAACACAGCCAAUCAAUCAACUUGCAGAAGCCAGUCCUGUUUCAGAGCAGACAGAUUGUUCUUCACAGCCACCAACUUCUUCUUCUGUCCAGUCAACACAGCCAAUCAAUCAACUUGCAGAAGCCAGUCCUGUUUCGGAGCAGACAGAUUGUUCUUCACAGCUACCAACUUCUUCUUCUGCCCAGUCAACACAGCCAAUCAAUCAACUUGCGGAAGCCAAUCCUGUUUCAGAGCAAACAGAUUGUUCUUCCCAGCCACUAACUACAUGUACACACUACAAAAGGGGGGAAACAGUUUUCAUUGAAAAAGAAGGGAAUACUACAAAAGCUAUGGUCUGUGAAUUGACACCAACAAAACAGCGAGUAAAAGUUGCAGUUACUGGAAAAGAACGACCCAUUUUGGUUGAAAUCACAAACCUUCAACAGGCAGUGCCACAAGUCUUGAGUGGACUAACAUUUACAAUCUCUGGCCGACUGAAUGAAAGGGACAGAACUGGGAUUAGCAAUGCUGAACAAUUAACUCCUGUUAUCUUGCGUAAUGGGGGGAAAGUCUUUAAUAGAGACAUAACCAAAGUUCUGGAUGCAAAUUUCAUCAUGAUCACAUCUCAAAAGGAGCUUGAAAAAGAUGUAAAGAAGAUCAGCAAGCCAAUCAUUCAUGCUUACCGGUACAAGUGGCCAAUAGUAUCCAAGCUCUUUGUUCUCCAGUCAGAUAAGGACAAAGUCAUUGCAGACAUAAAUGACUACAAGCUAAAUCUAACAAACUUAGAUAAUGCACCAGCAAGCUCUUUACUGCAAGCUAAGCCUAUAAAACAGAGCGAACUCCUUGGUAAUAUGGGAAGAAGUGCACAUAGAGAGUUAAAGAAAGCAUUACGGCAAAAGCGUAAAAUGUCACAAGUUGAAGAAAACAAUGAUGAGAAUGUACCUAAACAAGAACCAAAGCGACCAGCCAAUGGUUAUGUGACAUUCUUGAAGGAGGAGUUCAAGCGUGUUGCUAAAGAACAUCCACAAAAAGAUUUGAAAGACAUUAAUGUCAUGAUAUCAGAAAAGUGGAGGGUAUUGACCGUUGAAGAGAAAAAUAAAUUCAGGGACAGAGGAAUAACUGACUUCCAAGAAAAGACUGAGAAAUGGACCAAAGCAAACCAAUCCAGAAAUAAU
Porites lobata is the source of this 3261-nucleotide messenger RNA. NCBI's taxonomy places the organism in Eukaryota, Metazoa, Cnidaria, Anthozoa, Scleractinia, Poritidae. The record is from the annotation of a GenBank genome assembly.